Molecule: messenger RNA, 378 nt
Organism: Triticum turgidum subsp. durum (durum wheat)
Lineage: Eukaryota; Viridiplantae; Streptophyta; Magnoliopsida; Poales; Poaceae
Source: the annotation of a GenBank genome assembly
AUGGAUCUUUGCCAACUUCUGGGUCAGGAGUUGGCUGCGCUGGAGAUUGAGAUAGUACAGAAGGAGACAAUACAUCCAAGGAAGAGUUGCAAGAUGAACAGUUCAUGCGCAGAUGUCCUUUUUGCUGCACAUAGGUGGCAGAUGUCCAAACCAAGCUUAGUUUUUGAGUCAAAGGAUGUCUUCAAUCAGAAAGCCAGUAACAAGCACUGGAUUGAUGUGCAACCAAGAUGGAGAGACUACGAUUCACACGACAUAGAACAUUACGCAAGAGCAAAAUUUAUGGACUACACGGCAGAUAAUUUGUCCAUCUACCGUUUUUUGACUGGGGUGAUGAUUGGACUUGAUCUACUCCCUCCGUUCCAUAUUACUUGUCGCUGA